This is a messenger RNA of Dromaius novaehollandiae (emu), 2138 nucleotides long. It is a transcript of the gene SOX14, whose product is annotated as SRY-box transcription factor 14. Lineage: Eukaryota; Metazoa; Chordata; Aves; Casuariiformes; Dromaiidae. Gene Ontology annotation, biological process: anatomical structure morphogenesis; regulation of DNA-templated transcription; cell differentiation. Gene Ontology annotation, molecular function: RNA polymerase II cis-regulatory region sequence-specific DNA binding; DNA-binding transcription factor activity, RNA polymerase II-specific. Bases 476 to 1198 code for a protein of 240 amino acids. The transcript has a single exon. The record is from RefSeq and is a predicted model, not a curated record.
CUUCCUCUCGCCCUUCCUCUCUCCCUCGCUUUUUAAGGUGGUCCCCCUCCGCGCUGAUUGGGCGCCCGGCCGCGCUGUGAACGCCCUGCCACUAUGUCAGCCUGCGCGCCGCAGCCCCUCGCCUUUGAACUGCCCCGCGCCGCGCCGCGUCCCCACCGCCGGCCCGCUGCUGCGCCCGGCGGCUCGCCGCCCGCCUAGCCGCCCGCCCGCCGGGCCCCGCGGGCCGCCCGCGCCGCUCCGCUCCGCUCCGCGCCCCGCCCCGCCCGGGCAGGGCUCCCGCCGGCCGCGGCCGCGGCGGCGGACCUGUGAUGAUCAGCUGAGCCCGCUGCCGCCGCCGCCGCCGCUCCGGCCGCCGCCGCCUCCCUCCCUGCCUCCCUCCCUCCGGCCGCCGCCGUCCGGUGCCGCCGCGGGCGGCCAGCGCCAGCCCCGCACCGCGCCGCCGAGCCGCCCGCCCUCCCGCCCGCCCGGCCGCAGCAUGUCCAAGCCCAGCGACCACAUCAAGCGCCCCAUGAACGCCUUCAUGGUGUGGUCCCGCGGCCAGCGGCGCAAGAUGGCCCAGGAGAACCCCAAAAUGCACAACUCGGAGAUUAGCAAGCGGCUGGGCGCGGAGUGGAAGCUGCUCUCCGAGGCGGAGAAGCGCCCCUACAUCGACGAAGCCAAGAGGCUGCGGGCGCAGCACAUGAAGGAGCAUCCCGACUACAAGUACAGACCCCGGCGCAAGCCGAAGAACCUGCUCAAAAAGGACAGGUAUGUCUUCCCUUUGCCUUACCUCGGGGAAACCGAUCCCUUAAAGGCCGCCGGGCUUCCCGUGGGGGCCACUGACUCUCUGCUGAGCUCCCCGGAGAAGGCCAGGGCUUUCCUGCCUCCCACCUCAGCACCUUACUCCUUACUUGACCCCAGCCAGUUCAGCUCCAGCGCCAUUCAGAAGAUGACUGAGGUUCCUCACACCUUAGCCACCAGCACCCUGCCCUACGCCUCCACCUUGGGAUACCAGAACGGGGCGUUUGGCAGCUUGAGCUGUCCCAGCCAACACACCCAUACUCACCCCUCGCCAACUAACCCGGGCUAUGUGGUGCCAUGUAACUGUACAGCUUGGUCGGCUUCCAGUUUGCAGCCUCCAGUUGCCUACAUAUUAUUCCCGGGCAUGACCAAGACUGGGAUAGACCCCUAUUCUUCAGCACAUGCGACUGCUAUGUAACACCCACCCACACCCCCACAGGCGUCCCCCCCCGAGCGAGCCUUGGGUCGCAGCCGGAACUGGGAUUCACUCAUGUGCAUGUACAUAAAACCCGCGGAAGCAAAAUGCCACCCGGAGCAGGACUCUGCUGCCCGUGCACCGUGCUGGGACGCACACGGACACUCCACCUCCUCGGGGACGCGGAGACGCUCUCGCUCAAACCCAGCACUCGCACUGCGAGUCGUCUCCAGGCUCGGGGGGGUCAGAUAGGAGCCCGAAACUUGUGAGAGUUGUAAAUGUGUUCAAAAAAAAAAAAAAGAAAAAAAAAGAGCAAACCUUGAACUGCCCUUUUGGGACGGAAGCGAAAAAAAAAGAAAGAGAGAGGCGGUUUCGAUUUUUAUUUAUUCUCUUAAUGUAUAUGAGUUCUCUAGGGUCUCAUGUCACUUGGACUUGACUUUGGGAAGUCCCGGUCUUAUUAUGAUUUUUUUUUCCUUUUGCACAUUAAAAGACUAGAUCAACUGUGUUAUAUAUAUAAAUAUAUAUAUAUAUUUUGCCACCACGCACUACUAGGUAAAAUUGCUUUUCAUGUCAGAAAAAGGCUCUUCAAAGUUAAAAAGCAAAAAAAAGAGGGGGAGAAACAUUUAUAUUUAAAACAUAUGAUAGUGUUUGCUUAAUUUAAAACAGAUAGUCCUUAAAUUUGUGUGAUCCAGUGAGACUAGAUCUAAGUUUACUUUAGACAGAGCGUCAGGUAUGAAGUCAGGCAGUAGAAUUGUAAAAAAUUAAUAAUACUAAUAAUACUAAUAAUAAUAACUUUAAAAAAGAAUAAAAAUGAUGGUAAUUUAAAUAUGUUUUCACAAUGUCUUGGGAAAAAAAAUUGUAUCCGGCAGGAUUUUACCUCGUUAAAUCUUUUCAGUUGUUGAACAAAGACAUUUUGAAUAAAGACAAUCUGUCAUUAAACGAG